This is a messenger RNA of Camellia sinensis, 3285 nucleotides long. The record is from RefSeq and is a predicted model, not a curated record. Lineage: Eukaryota; Viridiplantae; Streptophyta; Magnoliopsida; Ericales; Theaceae.
ACUCAAAAAUUAAACUAUACAUUUUGUAAAUUAAUUUGAAAAUUCCCCAACACACAACUCGAACAACGGAGGCUCCCUAUUUUUAUAUAUUGAUUGAUUCUUUCUUUCAUUGGAGGCUUUAGUAUCAAGAAACCUGUAAUUUUCUAACAUGCAAUGGCAACAUAUAUAUGAUAUUAUACUUAUCCGGCAAAGGUAUUAAAGCCAACCUUGGAGCCAACUGAACAAUGAUUUUCCACGUGCAUCAUUUUGCUCUGAUUUGGUAUUUUUCCAUUUGGAAGGUCACAAUUUCCACCCUUAUGUUCUUCAUUUGAUUAGCAUUUCUUUCAGAUUUUGCUGUGUUUUUGCUCUGAUUUUGCAUUUUCUUCAGAUUUUGGUGCGCAGUUCAGAAAUAGAUGUACUGACAUAUAUAGAAUUGAUUACAAAGGUGAAACUUAGUGGUUGAUGGGAUUAGUGAAGAUGAGGCUUGCAAGGAAGACACUCUGAUUGUCCAUAUGCCAAUGGUUACUUGGUAAGUGUAAAUGGAACCCUACCUAUCUAAUCUUGUUUGGUUGUUGAGAAAAUUGAGGGAUGAUAAUGGGACAAUAGAUGAAAGUAUGAUAUAUGUAUUGAUUAAUUUUUUUUAUUGCUAUCCUCUCUCAGGUUACAAUCUUUGAUGAAGUAGGUUUUUAAGCAUACAAAUAUUUGCAUUUGAUAAUGGGAGUGUUAUUUUUAAAUUAAAAAAAAAAAAAAGAUUCUCAUAACCAAUCCAAACAGAAACCAGUCUCAAAGCUGUAGACGUUUGCUUGAAGUUCUUAGUCCAACACCGUACUCGAGCUCUCUCUUCUCACUAUAGCUUCAAAUUUCAAAGUUCCCAUGCGCAUGAGUGGAAUUCUCUUGAAACCCAUCUCGAAUCUCCCCUACCUUCGUCUCUUACAGAGAUGCUCAACCAUGGACGAACUCAAACAAAUCCAUGCCCAUGUAAUCACCAGUGGCCUUGCUCGUUUCACCUACACCACCAGCAAAAUCUUAGCCUUCUGUGCAUUAUCCGAAACUCACAACAACAUGAACUACGCAGAGCCAGUUUUUAACCAAAUUGUUAUACCCACUAUCUUUGAUUUCAAUUCUAUGAUAAUGGGUUACUCCAAAAGCUCAGAUCCCAAAAAGGGUCUUCAAGUUUAUGCCCAAAUGCGAUGUCAAGGCUUUGAACCAAAUGAUCACACUUUCCCUGUUUUAACCAAAGCUUGUUCUUGUAUAUAUUCACUGUAUCAAGUUCAUGGUCAAAUAAUGAAGUUUGGAUACGGUUGUGAUGUUUAUGUGAUUAGUUCUAUUAUACAUAUGUACUCAAAAUUUGGAGCAACCAAUUUUGCUUGUCAAGUGUUUGAAGAAAGUUCUAACAGAAAUGUGGUCUGUUGGACUAGUCUUAUUAGUGGGUAUUGUAGUAAUGGGCUUGUCAAUGAGGCUCGUGAAGUGUUUGAUUCGAUGCCCGAAAGAAAUGAUAUUUCUUUUAGUGCAAUGGUUUCUGGGUAUGUGUGGAAUGAGCGUUUCAAUGAGGCGAUUGAGUUGUUUCGCAAGUUGAAGAGUUGUGCUAAUGUGAGGCCUAAUAGGUCUCUUUUGGUGGGUGUUCUUAAUGCUUGUGCGGCUGUGGGUGCGUUUGAGGAAGGUAAAUGGGUUCAUGCUUAUAUAAAUGAGAAUUUCUCAGAGCUUGAGCUUCAGUUGGGCACUGCACUAAUAGAUUUUUAUGCAAAAUGUGGCAACAUAAAAGAUGCAGAAAAUAUCUUCAAGAAAAUUCCCUACAAAGAUGUGACAACUUGGAGUGCUAUGAUCUUGGGAUUAGCCAUCAAUGGCAACAAUGAAAUGGGGCUUCAGCUUUUCGCAGAGAUGGAAAGAAGGGGGCCAAAACCAAACGCCAUAACUUUUGUUGCAGUUCUCACUGCUUGUAAUUGCUUAACUAUUGUGAACAAAUCAUGGAGAUUAUUCGGGCGAAUGAGUAAAGUUUAUGGUAUCUCACCAGUGAUUGAACACUACGGUUGUAUGGUUGAUCUUCUAGCCAGGGCGGGACAAAUCAGAGAGGCAGAGAUUAUGAUAAAGAGCAUGCCAAUGGAACCGGAUGGAGCUAUAUGGGGGUCUUUGCUUAAUGGGUGUUUGAUGCAUGGUCAUGUUGAGUUGGGGAAGAAAGCAGGGAAGCUUUUGAUCCAACUAGAGCCUCGACAUAGUGGUCGGUAUGUCCUUCUAGCAAAUAUGUAUGCUGCAAUGGGCAGCUGGGAGGGUGUGGUGAGGCUGAGGAAAAUGAUGAAAGAUAAAAAAGUAGAUAUACUUCCUGCUUGGAGUUUCAUUGAAAUUGAUGGAAUUGUACAUAGAUUUGUUGUGGAUGAUAAGUCUCAUUCUCAAUCAAGCGAUAUCUGCAGUCUUUUGAAUCAUGUUAUACGGAUUUGAUGUCAUUAUGUGAUGAAUCAGUGUAGGCAAUGAUUUCAUGAUCUUUCGCGAUCCUGCAAAGCUCAACAAAACAAUAAUUUUGAUUCUAAUUGGGGUCUAUUUCCAGCAUACCCUACAGAAAGUUUGGUCAUGGGACAAUACAAUAGGUUAUUGUAAGGAAGCUCUUUAAUUGCUGCUAUUCUAUCAGUUUAGGUAUUGGGGAGGGAUCUGAGGCAGUUGUGAAGAAGCAAUGCACUGGGAGUGCCAAACCUGGAGUUCCAAGGAGGGGAAUCAUAUUUGAUUGAAACAACAAAACAGAUUCAGUCACAUCGAUGAAUUAGAUUCAAUCUAGGGAAUAAAACAGAGAGGCCAACGGAGAUUUAGUGUCAUGCAGUAUUUUAUUUUUAAUUUUUUAGGAACUGUCCUACCUUUUGGGCAAGUAGUGAGAGCCAUAAUUAAUCAUCAUGAUCAUAGUUGCUAACAUCCUCAUCGUCAUUAUCAUUGUGUUAUUCCUAUUCUUUUUCUGUAAAAUAGUAAAUUAGAAUGGUUAGUUGGGUGCUAGCUUAGGACAGAGUAAGGAUGAUAACAAUGAUUAUUUAAUGCGGAGGUGCUAAUACGAACAUUCCUAGUAGGGAAGCCAAUAGUUUAUUUCAUAGUCUCCACAUGUUUAGAUUAUGUGAAACACACAGUUGAUGUAAAAGAAGGAAGAAUACAUAAUUGGAAACCCAAGUGAUCCCAAUUUGCAGUAAGUUUUUAGAUCUAAAAUUUUCUGGUCUUUAGUUGAUGUCAGGGGGAGUGCACUAGAAUUGAUGGCUAAAUAAGUCUCAUAUGCAAGGUUUUUUUUUUUUAUGUCUUCCUUAUAUCCGAUAUUUUCUUCAUCGCUCUUGGGUUCAA